Molecule: messenger RNA, 428 nt
Organism: Heterotrigona itama
Lineage: Eukaryota; Metazoa; Arthropoda; Insecta; Hymenoptera; Apidae
Source: the annotation of a GenBank genome assembly
AUGUUAAAAACAAGACUUUUCAGAAUAUUAAAAAUAAGACUUUUGAGCGGAAGCAUAUGUACGUUGGGUAGUUGUAUUACAUGGAGAGCUAGCGUUAGAUAAGUUCGUUAGAUCCGCGGCUUUCACUAUCCGACACUUCGCGUUUUUAUCAGCUUGUCCGUCCGUUCGUAGAAUAAAAAAAAAAAAAGUUGUAAUCGGAAGGAGGAGCGCACGAGUUGCGCUCGGCUCGAGUAAGAACUGAUUCGAUAACUUUUGACGACGACCGUUUGUUUAGGCACAAAGGAUUCCUGAAAGACUGCCCGGACGGCUUGCUGACGGAACAGAUACACGAUGCUAAUUCGAGAUUCACUGCCACUUUCUUUGGCCUUAAUAUUCGUUAUUACAACCAUUCAUUCACCAAUUUAAUUAACUGUACGAAAGAAGAGUAG